Molecule: messenger RNA, 1807 nt
Organism: Suillus subalutaceus
Lineage: Eukaryota; Fungi; Basidiomycota; Agaricomycetes; Boletales; Suillaceae
Exons: 2
Coding region: 273-1661 (462 amino acids)
Molecular function (GO): protein binding
Source: RefSeq, a predicted model, not a curated record
GUUCCAUUACGAGUGAGUGACGCUAGACUAUUUAGACCCAUUCCAUUCACAAAGCAAUGGCAAGACCUGUGCCAGGAUAGGACACAGCAAUUCUGCUACUGCCUCAGGCUUUUCUUUUGUCCCGGCGGACUAAAUACUCUUUGUUUUCAUGCUUGGAAACGAUUGAAGCCGAAGCUAUGUUAGGUUUGACGAGCCCCUGUGUCGCAGGAGUUACAUGAUCUGGAUCCAUAAAUGAGUAGCAUCGCUAAGGUGCUUCCCCCCGACCAUGCAGCAUGCCAUCGAUACUUAGACGAUCUCGUCGUCGUGAGUUAACUCUCACAAAGUCAUUCACGGGCGCGAUUCAGGAAAAGGUUCACCCUCUGCAGCGCUUUCCAGAGUUAAUAUCCUGCAGUUCAUUAAUCGUCGAUCGCCCCGAUUUUUGCCCUUCCUCACCAUCACCUUCAAUUGCGAAAUCCCCAGACUUCGCUCGCCCUUCUCUAACAUUUUCUAUAUACCGUAGUCCGAUCUCCAACCUCCAACAUCAUCCCAUUCACACCCUCCCUCCCGAGCUUCUCAUUCGUAUCUUUGAGCUGGGCUCGUUUGAUGAUGCCCUAUUUCUUAUCGUCAUCUCCCACGUCUGUCACCCAUGGAGGAUGCUUGCUUUACACACGCAUACCCUCUGGCGGCGCUUGUCGUUUUGUUCUCAUGGAUUGCGUUUGUGGAGGGAGCGCAUAUCCCGCGCCCGUGGGUGUUCCCUCGACGUUGCAAUCACACCUCCGCAGCACCAUAUUCCCGAUAUGGGCGCGUUAGCCCUGCAGCUGCAUCUUCUUGUCCCACACAUAUCCAGAGCCCGCUCAUUUGAGCUGCGGUUUUCAAGUUACUCGCCGUUCUUAUGGAACACUGCUCUCGGCCCUAUAUGUUGUCAAGAGCAAUGGGACGAUGAUAUGGGCAGACAUACUUUUACUCCAUCGGUGCACGCGCUGCAAUUGGAGAAACUCACUCUGUGUUAUCCAGAGAAUGACGACACGAAGGAGUUUACUCUUUUCGCAGGCGUUGCGCCUCAGUUGCAGAACGUCACGCUUGAUGGCAUUCGCCUGACCUGGCUGCCAGAGCUUUAUGGGCGCCUCACAUAUCUCGACUAUACUCAUCACGGAUUCACAACUGGGCCAACCGCUGUGGAUGAGGUUCUAGGAAUGAUUCGAGUUUCAUGCGCACUACGCGAGCUUCGCAUAUGCUUUAGGAGAAGAGUGCUGGAUGGAGAAGUUUUAUAUCUAUCUCACGAUAACGUUCCUGCAGGACAGACUCACCUUUUGCAGCUUGAGCGGCUCGUUCUUGCCGUCGACGAAUCGGAUAUCGACAUACCUCCUGAGCUUACAUCGCUCUUGUCCCGCCUUUCUGUGCCCAACCUUCGCGAAUUACAUCUGGUUGAUCUUCGCUUUCAGCCUACUAACAGACGCUGGUGGAUGCCAGCGUCAUUUCUUGGACUCAGAGACGCUCUGAGCCUUUUUCAAGUCACGAUACCAUCCAGCAUCAAGGUUCUGGCGAUAGCGGGUCGCUGGACAGAUCAUUCCUCCAUUCCUGCCCUUGCGAAACACUUCAGAGAACUUGACGAUUUGGAAGUGGAUGGUGUUGAGAAGGAUCUUGUUCUAUGUAAUACCUCAGUGAGAUUUGCCACUGCAUGACGAAGCGUGGAUAUAAUGAGCAAUAUACCUUUGCCCCGACUUUGCCCCCCUUGUCUGCAGACCAGUUCUUUCGCACCAGUAGACGGGGUCCCACAUUCCUUGCAAGAUCCACCCGUGAGUCAAGUUAAAUACCUGUUUGAUUUCUG